Molecule: messenger RNA, 561 nt
Organism: Rhagoletis zephyria (snowberry fruit fly)
Lineage: Eukaryota; Metazoa; Arthropoda; Insecta; Diptera; Tephritidae
Source: RefSeq, a predicted model, not a curated record
AUUGACGUGGAGCUCUCCCGCCGCCAGGGCUUCUACUUUGGCGCCAAGCUAGUGCGAGGCGCCUACAUGGAACAGGAACGGCUGCGGGCGAAGACGCUCGGCUACGAGGACCCGGUCAACCCCAGCUACCAGGCGACCACCGAGAUGUACGAGCGCUGCCUCGACUUCUUCAUGGCCAACAUACUGGAGAGUGGGCUGAAGAAUAAGCGCUACGCCAUUAUGGUCGCCUCGCACAAUGAGGACACGGUCCGCUAUACCAUUAAGAAAAUGCAGGAGCUGGACAUUACGCCUGAGGAUCGCGUAAUCUGCUUUGGCCAGCUCUACGGCAUGAGCGACCAAGUGAGCUUCAAUUUGGGACAAUCGGGCUACUCGGUGUACAAGUACGUUCCCUACGGACCAAUCGACGAGGUCAUCCCCUACCUCUCGCGGCGGGCGCUGGAGAACCACGGCGUGCUGGCCAACUCGAAGAAGGAGCGGAAGCUGCUCGCCACCGAGGUCCUUCGCCGCCUCGCCACCGGGCAGAUCUUCCACCGACCGGUGGGCACGUAUCGGCCCAUCUAG